Tachysurus fulvidraco (yellow catfish) is the source of this 5707-nucleotide messenger RNA. RefSeq names its product chloride channel 6 (gene clcn6). Gene Ontology annotation, cellular component: lysosomal membrane; intracellular membrane-bounded organelle. Lineage: Eukaryota; Metazoa; Chordata; Actinopteri; Siluriformes; Bagridae. Gene Ontology annotation, biological process: chloride transport; transmembrane transport. The coding region runs from base 40 to 2649 and encodes 869 amino acids. Gene Ontology annotation, molecular function: voltage-gated chloride channel activity. The transcript has 23 exons. The record is from RefSeq and is a predicted model, not a curated record.
CUGAAGCUCACGUGACACGGGUGGCAUGCCCACCAGUGUAUGAUGCUGAAGAUGGCGUGUUGUGGGAGCUGUUUGUGUUGUCAAUGCUGUUGUAGAGAGGGAGACACCAGAACACCAGAGGAGCUGACGAUCCUGGGCGAAACCAGAGAAGAUGAAGAUGAAAUCCUACCACGGAAAGACUACGAGAGUUUGGAUUAUGACCGGUGUAUUAACGAGCCUUACGUGGAGGUGUUGGAAGGGAUGGACAAUAAGAAAGCCAAAAAGUAUGAAGCUGUCAAGUGGAUGUUAGUGUUUGCUAUCGGAGUAUCUACAGGCCUGAUCGGCGUCUUUGUCGAUUUCUUCGUGCACCUCUUCACCCAGCUGAAGUUCAGACUGGUGGGAAAAUCUGUGGAGGAGUGCAGUGAAAACGGCUGCCUUGCUUUGUCAUUGCUUGAACUUCUAGCGUUCAACAUGGCGUUCGUGUUUAUCGCCAGCGUCCUGGUUCUGAUCGAGCCUGUGGCUGCUGGAUCAGGUAUUCCAGAAAUCAAAAGUUACCUGAACGGUGUGAAGAUCCCAGGAAUCGUGCGACUGCGCACCUUUAUCUGCAAAGCCGUCGGCGUUCUGUUCGCCGUAGCCGGAGGUUUGUUUGUAGGGAAAGAAGGACCCAUGAUCCACAGCGGUGCCAUUAUUGGAGCUGGACUUCCCCAGUUUCAGAGCAUCACCUUCAGGAGAAUCCGCUUUCAGUUCCCCUACUUCCGUAGCGACAGGGAUAAGAGGGAUUUUGUGUCUGCAGGUGCAGCAGCAGGGGUGGCUGCAGCAUUCGGGGCUCCCAUCGGCGGUACUCUGUUUAGUCUGGAGGAAGGAUCGUCUUUUUGGAACCAAGCUCUCACGUGGAAAGUGUUGUUCUGCUCCAUGUCGGCCACUUUCACUCUCAACUUCUUCCGCUCUGGGAUCAACUACAACAAAUGGGGCUCCUUCCAGCUGCCCGGCCUGCUCAACUUCGGGGAGUUUAAGUGUCCAGACGGAGAUAAGAAGUGUCAUUUAUGGACCGCGGAGGACCUGGCGUUCUUCGUGCUCAUGGGGUUGGUAGGCGGCCUCCUCGGCGCAGCGUUCAACUGCAUCAACAAGCGGCUCGCCAAAUACCGCAUGAGGAACGUCCACCCCAAAGCUAAAUUCAUUAGGGUGCUGGAGAGUCUGCUGGUGUGUCUGGUGACUACUGUGGUGAUUUUCAUGUCCUCCAUGACCCUGGGCGAGUGCAGGGAUUUAGUCUCCCCAGCGGCUAACAACACAACAGCGCUAGUUAGCGUGACAGCAAAUGAGGACGUGAACUCGACGAUCCGGCGGUUCUUCUGCUCCAAUAAGACCUACAAUGACAUGGCAACACUUUUCUUUAACCCACAGGAGACUGCAAUACACCAGCUGUUCCACCAAGAUGCCACCUUUAGUCCAGUCACACUCUCUCUGUUCUUUGUGCUGUAUUUUAUGCUGAGCUGUUGGACAUAUGGUGUCUCAGUCCCUAGUGGACUCUUUGUCCCUUCACUGCUCUGUGGUGCCUCUCUGGGACGCCUAGUGGCCAACGUCCUCAAAAUGAAUCUUGGUAUGCAGAUAUACUCAGGGACUUUUGCUCUGAUUGGAGCAGCUGCCUUUUUGGGAGGCGUCGUACGCAUGACCAUCAGCCUCACCGUCAUCCUCAUCGAAUCGACCAAUGAGAUCACGUAUGGCCUUCCCAUCAUGAUCACGCUAAUGGUGGCCAAAUGGACAGGAGAUUUUUUUAAUAAAGGAAUUUAUGAUAUUCAUAUUCAUCUGAGAGGAGUGCCGCUGCUGGAGUGGGAGACUGAAGUAGAAAUGGACAAACUAACUGCCAGUGACAUCAUGGAGCCCAACCUGACCUACGUGUAUCCACACACACGCAUCCAGUCUCUGGUCAGCAUCUUGAGGACCACCGUAUAUCACGCCUUCCCCGUGGUCACCGAGAACCGGGAUAAUGAAAAAGAGUUCAUGAAGGGGAACAUCCUUAUCAGCAACAACAUCAGAUUUAAGAAAACAAGCGUGUUGACACGGGCGGGGGAGCAGAGGCGAAGGUGCCAGUCGAUGAAAUCGUACCCUUCCAGUGAACUACGUAACAUGUGUGAUGAGCAGGUGGGAGUGGAGCUAACUGAGGAAGGUCAGGACAUCCUGCAGCAGAUGCUGGAACGAAGACACGCGCCGUACCCGAGUCUGUACCCAGACCAGUCCCCUAGUGAGGAGUGGAGUAUGGAGGAGAGGUUUCGGCCGCUCACCUUUCACGGCCUCAUCCUGCGCUCGCAGCUCGUCAACCUGCUCAUACGUGGAGUGUGUUACACCGAAAAUCAGUCGAGCGCUUCUCAGCCACGGCUCUCUUACGCAGAGAUGACGGAGGAUUACCCACGCUACCCUGACAUUCAUGAUCUAGACCUCACCCUCCUCAACCCACGCAUGAUAGUGGAUGUGACUCCGUACAUGAACCCGAGUCCAUACACAGUCUCUCCGAACACGCACGUGUCUCAGGUCUUUAACCUGUUCAGGACCAUGGGGCUUCGCCACCUUCCUGUGGUCAACGCAGUAGGAGAGAUAGUGGGGAUAAUCACAAGACAUAAUUUGACUCAUGAGUUCUUAAUGACGAAGCUUAGACAGCAUUCCAUCACCAUCUGAGAGGAGCACUCACAUCAUCUGGUAUCAGCCGCAGCUCAGAUGAACCCGUGUGUGUGUGUUUGUGUGUGUGUGUGUGUGUGUGUGUGUGUGUGUGUGUGUGUGUGUGUGUGUGUGUGUGUGUGUGUGUGUGGGGCUCUCACUGUUAAGCCAAUCCUGGGUACUUUCUGGACCACAACAACAUGGUAAAGCAUGUUCGUACUGACUGACAAAGACACACACACGCACACACACACACUGUCAGACUGUAUCAUACUAAUUCAAAAACUGAAUCAUGAAACUCCAGCCACAUUCCCAUGUGUGAGAUCUAAACAUUCGCCUUGCUUUAUGAACCUCACUGUAGCACUUUUUUUUUGUUGUUUUAUUAUUGAACGUUGAUUGUUUUUGUUACCAGACUUUAAUUUUUUUAUUUUUUAUUUGUGUCAACAUGUUCUUGCACUAACUGUUCAUUUCAACAGGAAUGUAAUGUAAGGCCAGAAGAGAAUAUUACAGUAUGGCAUUAUACUAAACAAUUCCUCAUAUCCCACUCUGCAGUAUUUCAUAUAUGAGUCAGUGGUGUUGAAUUGGCAUGAAGUCUGAGAUAAUAUCUCAUCUCUUUUUUUUUUCUCCUUUUUUUUUUAUAUUAAAUGAAUACGGCAGCAUUUUCCGAACAACUUGCUGUCUAAUCCCAUGUAUGUGUGAAGACGUCAGACAAUAAGUUACGCUUGGACUGUUUUCCUGUACUGAGAACAGAACGAAAUAACAAGCCGUUGCUUUACGUAGGUGUGUUGCAGGCAUGAGGAAACGGAAUGAUGACGAGCUUCUCGUUUUUCCUCACGCGACUUCCUUUCGCUUUUCCGUAUUUCUUUUGCAGAUAUCGACAGACGCUUUCACACACGUACUGUACACGGCUCUGCAUGUUCAGCUCUCCUUACUGCUCUCACUCUCCGUCCUUAAAUCUCCUCCUGCGUUCACUGUUGGGAAAAUCAAAACAUUGUUAAUUAAGAGAAAUUAUUUACCUCUUCUUCCCCUAGACUCCGCCUUCCCGGCUCUUGUCCACGCCAUCAUGAUCACAUCAUGAAACGUGACAUAAACCUAUAUAAACAUACAUCAAGAAUGAUUCCCAACAGGCAUCAGCUGACAUAAGGACUGCUAAGUCCAGAAACAAGAUCUAAAUCAAGAAAGUUUAGGAUACUUUACAAAUCGACAUGCAUUACAGUCAUAAUACAUGCAUCAGAGUUUCAAAUAUCAGCUUAUUAUCAGUUCUAGAAAUAUGAUGACACUAAUUCUCAUUUGUUUUUGUUUUUUUUUGUUUCUUUUUAUAUUUUAGACCCACAAUUGCAUUAAGUUUAAUCGAACUAUAAGAUAAAGAUGUUAAGGCAACGCAGUGCCAUGACACUUGUGUAUAUUUUCUCCGACCGUGUUUGCGUUUGAUGUCACUUUAAUCAACCUGACCAAGUCUGCACUCAUCAUGACAACUCAGGUGUGAUUGACAUCAAACUUGACAAAAGUAGCCUUUAUGACUGCUGUGAUUCUUUAUAUACACAGGAGAAAAAUUUAUUAUGGUCUCUGUGUUGGAGGGAUGGCAUACACACUUCACUUCCUCCUGUAAUACAGAGCAUAAUUAGCCAAUCGGUGAUGCAGCACGUGCAAGCGGGCGAAAAGAUCGUGUGCUUGUUUAUUACAAUAAAAAAAAAAUACUAAUUCCCUAUUCUUGAAAUUACGGCUUUGAAAUGUACGGAAAAUCUUAAAUAAAGCAGCGUUUAGCUUCGUAAACAUAGAGUAAACUUUUUUUUUCUCUUUCUCAGUACAGGAGAAAUGCCAGUGUGUCCACAUACUGUACUCUUCACACAUUGUAGCUACAGGGGGAUAAAGUAAUCAAUAAAGUAAUCAUUUAAAUCAUUUAAAAAUGAUUCCAUUUAAAGUGUACAGGAAGAAAUGACAAGUUUAGUUCUCUAAACCCUUCAAGGGACCAGCUUUAGUUUAGUUACAAUCAUUCUCGGGGACUUCUGGACCACCAGAGGAAAAAAAAAAAUGUUGUCAGAGGGACCUUUCUCAGGGUGUGUCUGUAUUGAUGAACCGAUCAAACUACUACAAAAUGAUAUUAAUGACAUGUCUAAUACUGUGAUAUAACAGUAGAAAAGCAUCCAUGUCAUUAACAUCCAUAAUGUGUAUAAUGUUUGAGAUUUCUGGAAUGAAUACACUAAGCAUUGCUUUUUUAAAUUACUAUCGUUAUUAUUAUUUUUUAUUCUUUUUUUUUUCUGUAUUUAAGAUUAAGCUUCUGUGAGAUUUAUUUGCCGAACGAAUGUUCGCCUUUUAAGCGCUUUGUUACGGAUCAUAUCAGUCAGUGUGAGUAAGAGAAAAGCUUCAGUGCGAAAAGUGCAAUCUCUGCUUUUUAAUCUAUCGCUCCAUCCGUGAUAUUCCGAGUGUUUGUAUUUUCCUUAAGCAGAUGAUGUAUGUACACUGUAAAGGUUUUAAAGGAACUUUCCCGUGACUCCUCUGUUACAUGUAAAAGACUGGAAGUCUUCCCGCUGUCCUUUAUACCUUUUUCAACCGCACUGACUUUCAUCCAUGAUCAGUAUAGUAUUAGUCUUACAGUAUUAAACCGAUCAGUGGGUCUCAAAAGCAGCAAACAAUCUCUGCCCGAUAUUUACAACACUGGAUGAUUCAAGGUUUAUUCUUAGAUUUAAAAAAAAAAAAUCAGUAUUAUAGUCGUUUGCUUGAGAUUUAGAGAUUUUAGAUAGUAAUAAAUUCACAUCUUCAGAUGUGUUAUGGAUUUUUUUUUUUUUUUUGAUUUUUUUUUUUGAUUAGUAAUGAUUUUUACCCCCAGCCUUUACUUUCAUCUGUACACUCAUGCAUAUCUACAUACCAUGUCCGUUUUAUGAGGAAAUAAUUACCAUUUCUAAACAUUUGACGAUCACAAAGACCUGACCGGCUUUUUAUCCAACACCCCAUUUUUGUUGUUUGUUGUUUUUCCACGUGUCCUGCCUUGGUUUCUCUGUAAAUGACACAUUGAGAGUGAUGCAAAGUCCUGUGCCUUGACCUGACUUCUAAUAAACAUUACUGCAAGCUCCUGAAUGAA